Ipomoea nil (Japanese morning glory) is the source of this 3804-nucleotide messenger RNA. RefSeq lists its product as uncharacterized. NCBI's taxonomy places the organism in Eukaryota, Viridiplantae, Streptophyta, Magnoliopsida, Solanales, Convolvulaceae. The record is from RefSeq and is a predicted model, not a curated record. The transcript is spliced from 20 exons. The coding region runs from base 440 to 3430 and encodes 996 amino acids.
AUUCUUGCAAUUUAGUGUUCGGAAUUAAGAAAAGUGUGUGCUUUCCAUUUUUUGAUCUUUUCUCCUUUUACAUCAAGAAGAAAAGUCCAUUGACAGGAAAAACCCCGCAUAGUCACAGGGGUAGAUGUUAAUGUUCAGCCCUCUAUGCUCUUCCCCUUGAGUGAUAGAGUCCGCUGCAGAAAUUGAUCCUCAAUUUUUGAGAAUUGUAGCAUCUUUGUUUGUUCAUUUCGGUCAUUGAUUCCUUGAGAAUUUAGUUUGUGUUACUGGAGAUUUUUAUUUUUUUUAUUUUUUUUUUAUUUUGAAUUUUUGUGGGCCUUCUUGACUCAUGAGCUUAUUAUAGGCUGGCCUGCAUCGAGAUCUUCAUCAAAGCCGAAUAGUUCAAUUGCCCAUAUUUUGUUUAUACAUUAUAGGCAGGAGUGGGCUUCAAAUUGUAUAGAAAAUGGGGGUUAUGUCAAGGCGGGUUGUGCCUGCUUGUGGUAGCCUAUGCUUUUUUUGUCCAUCCUUGAGAUCAAGGUCAAGGCAGCCUGUUAAACGGUACAAGAAGUUCCUUGCUGAUAUUUUCCCCCGGUCGCAGGAUGCUGAACCGAAUGAUAGGAAGAUAGCAAAACUUUGUGAAUAUGCUUCAAAAAAUCCUUUGCGUAUACCCAAGAUCACUGAGUAUCUGGAGCAGAGAUGUUACAAGGACUUGCGGCAUGAGCGUUUUGGCUCAGUAAAAGUAGUUUUGCUUAUCUACAGGAAGCUGUUAUCUUCAUGUAAGGAGCAGAUGCCACUAUUUGCUAGUAGUUUACUGGGAAUUGUACGGACACUUUUUGAACAGACACGGCAAGAUGAAAUGCAAAUUUUAGGGUGCAGUGUUCUUGUUGAUUUCAUAAACAACCAGACUGAAAGUACAUACAUGUUCAACUUAGAAGGUCUCAUACCUAAAUUGUGUCAAUUCGCUCGGGAAGUUGGAGAUCAUGACAGAGCUUUAAGGUUUCGUGCUGCUGGAAUGCAAACUUUGGCUGUUCUGGUACGCUUCAUGGGUGAGCAGUCCCAUAUGUCGAUGGACUUUGACCAUAUAAUUGCAGUGACAUUAGAAAAUUACAUGGAUCCUGCAAUGAAGCCCGAAAAUGAAAAAGAUGGUAAACAGCCCCAAUGUUCAGAACAGUGGGUUGAAGGAGUUCUUAAAGCAGAGGAGCACAGCUCAUCUUUCCCUGAUCUGAGCAAGAAGUUUUCUUCCUUGCCUAGUCUCAUUAACACUAAAGUAGAUACAUCUACACUGGAUACAGCAAAAAGCCCAUCUUAUUGGUCCAGAGUUUGCUUGCAUAACAUUGCCGUACUUGCAAAGGAGGCAACAACUAUUCGUCGGGUUCUUGAACCUCUAUUUCACAGUUUUGAUUCUGAAAAUUAUUGGUCCCCACAGAAUGGGCUUGCCUGUUCAGUACUUCUGUAUUUGCAAGCAUUGCUUGAGGAAUCAGGUGAAAAUUCCCAUAUUUUGUUUUCUGUGGUUGUCAAGCACUUGGAUCACAGGGAUGUCAUCAAACAACCUGACCUACAAAUAAAUAUCAUCAACAUUAUCACAACUCUGGCAGAAAAUGCAAAACAGCAGGUUUCAUCAGCAAUUGUUGGUGGAAUAAGUGACCUGGUUAAAUAUUUAAGGAAAUGCAUGCACUACUCAGCUGAGCAGUUGAGUCCAGGAGAUGGAUUAGAUAAUGGGAAUUAUGAUAUUCAGUCUGCAAUAGAAAAUUGCAUCUUGCAGCUCUCAUAUAAGCAGGUAGCGGAUGUUGGACCCAUCCUUGAUAUGAUGGCUGUUGUGCUGGAGAACAUCCCUACAAGCACUGCAGCAGCUAGAGCAACGAUCUCUGCUGUUUAUCGAACAGCACAAAUUAUAUCUCCCAUUCCUAACAUAAAAUAUUACAGGAAGGCCUUUCCAGAUGCUCUGUUCCACCAUUUGCUCUUGGCGAUGGCACACACUGACCAUGUAACACGAGCUGGCGCACAACAUAUCUUCUCCACUGUUCUUAUGCCUAAUCAGUUAUCCAGCCACAGUAGAAAUAACUCCUUCAGUAUUUUGGCCCAAUCUCCGAGGAAUUUGCCAAAAGAUAGAACAAGAAGCUUUUCCAUUACAGAUGGAAAUGCAGUUGAAUCUGGAUUAAGGGAUGGUGAAAUGAGAGGAGAGAAUCCUAACAUGGAUGUCCUGCAGUGUUCCAGUUCUAGAACUGUUGAUCAAUCUGUUAGCUUCAAGGGUGCUGUUACCAACAGGAAACCAGAGCUUACUUCUCUUCGACUAAGCAGUCUCCAAGUGAGUCUUCUGCUUUCGUCUCUCUGGCUUCAAUCAACAAUGACUGAGAACACUCCUGUAAAUUUUGAGGCCAUGGCGCAUACAUACAAGAUUGCUUUACUCUUUACGCGAUCAAAGAAUUCUAGCCAUAUGGCCCUAGUCCGGUGCUUCCAGCUGGCCUUCUCUCUUAGAAGCAUCUCUUUGGAUAAAGAUGGAGGCCUACAACCAUCUCGAAGACGGUCUCUGUUUACUGUGGCAUCAUACAUGCUUAUUUGUUCAGCCAGGGCGUGGAAUAUUCCAGAACUAAUCCCUUUUGUUAAAUCAUCACUGACAGAUGAAGCAGUGGAUCCUUACCUUAAAUUGGGUGAAGAAAUUAAGGUUCAGGCCUCAUUUACAGGACCUGGUGGUGAAGUUGAAGGCUAUGGAACACCGGAAGAUGAAGUUGCAGCUUUGAGAUCCCUCUCUGCAAUAAAAUCGGAGGAUAGACAGUUGAAAGAAAUUGUUAUAUCCAACUUUACAACUACUUAUGAAAAAUUAUCAGAGGAUGAGUUGUCAGGGAUGAAAAAGCAACUUUUGCAAGGCUUUUCCCCAGAUGAAGCAUAUCCAGCAGGAACUUUGUUCAUGGAGACUCCAUAUCCAUGUUCUCCGCUUGCCCAGAUAGAGUUCCAAAAUUUCGAUGAGGUUAUGGAUCCAGCUCUGUCAACAGAUGAAGAAGCAGUUCUGGAUCCAAGUGGCAGCCAAUCUGGUCGGAAGUCGUCUUUAUCCAUCAAUUCACUUCACGUUUUGAGUGUCAACCAGCUUUUAGAAUCUGUUCUAGAAACUGCUCGACAAGUUGCAAGCUUCCCAGUUUCCUCUACACCAGUACCUUAUGAUCAAGUAAAGAAUCAGUGUGAAGCCCUUGUGACGGGUAAACAGGAAAAGAUGUCAGUGCUCCAGAGUUUCAAGCUGCAACAGGAUGCAAAGGCAGUACUCUUCUCAAAUGAAACUGAUGGGAAUGUCCCUCUUUUAACGAACAUAGCAUUGGAGCUUUCAGAAGAAGUGAAAGCAGGGAGCAUUGUACCCAUAAAUGGGCAAAACCAUCUUUCUUGUGCACUGGAAAGUGGGCAGCAAUCCUUUCGACUACCACCUUCCAGUCCGUACGACAAAUUUAUGAAAGCGGCUCGAUGCUAAAGAUAUACCUGUUAUAUAUAUAUGCGGUGUGCGUCUGUCUCAUACAUGUAAGUAACUGUAUGUUCAUAACUUGUUACUCCCAAAGAUUUCCAUACUUUUUUGAUUCUUUAUACCAGGUCUUAUGUUAUUAAGGCUUUCUGUCUUUUUAGUACAUUUAUUGUCUUCCACAUCAUGUGUGGAAUGGGCAGGCUGGAAAUAAAUGUUGGAAAGUUGAUUUAUUCAUUUGCAGAAACAUCAGUAUUGUUGUUUUCCCCUCAAUUUGUGUUACUGGCAAUGUAACUCCUAGACGACCCUAAUUGUAUACUCUAGCCACCAGGCUUUGGAGAAUGGAAAUUUACAUUAACAAGAAUGCCCCACACCCCUUUUCUAUAUGA